GUAGGCACUCUGUGUUCCCGUUUAAAGGCUUUUUAUCAAGUGAGGCACUCUGAUAGCAACGCUGUUGGCUGCCAGGUAAAUCUGUCCCCUCCCCAGGUUUUGCAAUACUGAGGAUCUGCAUUGGUCUGAAGCUCUGUCUUCAGGAGGGGUGAAGGGAAGAAUGCUCUGUACGAAAUCCCUCUGCUGGGAAUCCUGCAAGAGGAACUCCACUAUCUCACCCUGGGGGAAAUGCCUCAGCUGAAGUUUCUCUAGCUCCAGCUUCGUGAAUCAAGACCCGUGGCUUUGGUGUUACUCACAGCAGCUCUGUCACUACUGACUCAUCCAUCUGCUUCAAGAAAAUGUUUGCCGUCCACUUGCUAGCUUUCCAUUUCACAAAGCUAAAAGAGGAUCAAAUAAAAAAGGUUGACAGGUACCUGUAUCACAUGCGUCUCUCCGACGAUGUCUUGCUGGACGUGAUGGCUCGCUUCCAGGCCGAGAUGGUGAAGGGCCUGGGGAAAGACACGAACCCCACGGCCACAGUAAAAAUGCUGCCGACAUUUGUGCGCUCGCUUCCCGAUGGCUCAGAGAAGGGUGAAUUCCUUGCUGUUGACCUGGGUGGCUCCCAGUUUCGUGCCCACCAGGUGAAGGUGUCCGAUGAUGGGAAGCAGAGCAGCCAGCUGGAGAGCAAGUUUUACCCCACACCCAAGGAGGUCAUACAGGGGAACAGAGCCGAGCUCUUUGAUUACGUUGCUGACUGUCUGUUAGACUUCAUGGAGACCAAAAAUCUGAAGCAUAAGAAGUUACCUCUUGGCUUUACAUUUUCUUUCCCAUGCAAACAGACCAAAUUGGAAGAGGGAGUUCUUCUUGCCUGGACAAAACACUUCAAGGUCCGAGGAGCUCAGGACACCGAUGUGGUCAGCUCUCUGCGCAAGGCCCUCCAGAAGCAUAAGGACAUAGACCUUGAUGUUUUGGCACUGGUCAAUGACACUGUGGGAACCAUGAUGACUUGUGGAUAUGAUGACCCGCGCUGUGAAAUUGGACUCAUAAUUGGGACUGGCACCAACGCAUGCUACAUGGAGGAGAUGAGACACAUCGAUCUGGUGGAAGGAGAUGAAGGGAGGAUGUGCAUUAACACAGAGUGGGGGGCCUUUGGAGAUGAUGGUGCUUUGGACGACCUCCGCACGGAGUUUGAUCGGGAGCUCGAUCUGGGAUCUCUCAAUCCUGGAAAACAACUGUUCGAGAAGAUGAUCAGCAGCCUGUAUUUGGGAGAACUUGUAAGACUCAUUCUGCUAAAAAUGACAAAGGAAGGUCUACUCUUCAAUGGGAAAGCGUCAACAGCUCUGCUUACUAAGGGCACGAUUGAACUGAAACACGUGGCUGCAAUGGAAAAAUAUAAGGAGGGUCUGAGCAACACAAAAGAGAUCCUUACAGAACUGAACCUGUUCCCCUCCGAAGAGGACUGCAUUGCUGUUCAGCACGUCUGCACCAUCGUUUCCUUCCGCUCGGCCAACCUCUGUGCUGCUGCCUUAGCAGCCAUACUGACCCGACUGAGAGAGAAUAAAAAACUGUUAAGGAUGCGAACCACUGUUGGGAUUGAUGGGGGACUCUAUAAAACCCACCCCCAAUAUGCCAAACGCCUGCACAAGGUGGUGAGAAGGCUUGUCCCCAACUGUGAUGUUCGGUUCCUCCUGUCGGUGAGCGGCAGCGGGAAGGGGGCUGCCAUGGUCACAGCGGUGGCGUACAGGCUGGCCGCUCAGCGCAAGCAGAUCGAUGCUGCUCUCGCACCAUUUCUGCUUUCCCUGGAGACCCUCAGAGAAGUUAAGAACAAAAUGAGGACUGAGCUGGAAUAUGGGCUAAAGCGAGAGACGCAAGCCAGUGCCACGGUGAAGAUGUUACCCACAUAUGUCUGUGGGACACCCGAUGGAACAGAGAAAGGAAAGUUCCUUGCCCUUGAUCUUGGUGGGACAAAUUUUAGAGUUCUGCUGGUCAAAAUCAGAAGCGGGAGGAGAAGAUCAGUGCAAAUGUAUAACAAAAUCUUUGCCAUUCCUUUGGAGAUCAUGCAAGGGACCGGGGAAGAGCUCUUUGACCAUAUUGUGCAGUGCAUAGCAGACUUCCUGGAGUAUAUGGGGAUUAAAGGUGCUCGGCUGCCUCUGGGCUUCACUUUCUCCUUCCCGUGCAGGCAAGCCAGCAUUGACAAGGGAACGCUUGUGGGAUGGACAAAAGGUUUCAAGGCAACAGACUGCGAGGGAGAAGAUGUUGUUGAUAUGCUGAGAGAGGCCAUCAAGAGAAGAAACGAGUUUGACUUGGACAUUGUAGCAGUGGUGAAUGACACUGUUGGGACAAUGAUGACGUGUGGAUAUGAAGAUCCAAACUGUGAGAUUGGCCUGAUUGCAGGGACUGGCACCAACGCAUGCUACAUGGAGGAGAUGAGACACAUCGAUCUGGUGGAAGGAGAUGAAGGGAGGAUGUGCAUUAACACGGAGUGGGGGGCCUUUGGAGAUGAUGGUGCUUUGGACGACCUCCGCACGGAGUUUGAUCGGGAGCUCGAUCUGGGAUCUCUCAAUCCUGGAAAACAACUGUUCGAGAAGAUGAUCAGCAGCCUGUAUUUGGGAGAACUUGUAAGACUCAUUCUGCUAAAAAUGACAAAGGAAGGUCUACUCUUCAAUGGGAAAGCGUCAACAGCUCUGCUUACUAAGGGCACGAUUGAACUGAAACACGUGGCUGCAAUGGAAAAAUAUAAGGAGGGUCUGAGCAACACAAAAGAGAUCCUUACAGAACUGAACCUGUUCCCCUCCGAAGAGGACUGCAUUGCUGUUCAGCACGUCUGCACCAUCGUUUCCUUCCGCUCGGCCAACCUCUGUGCUGCUGCCUUAGCAGCCAUACUGACCCGACUGAGAGAGAAUAAAAAACUGUUAAGGAUGCGAACCACUGUUGGGAUUGAUGGGGGACUCUAUAAAACCCACCCCCAAUAUGCCAAACGCCUGCACAAGGUGGUGAGAAGGCUUGUCCCCAACUGUGAUGUUCGGUUCCUCCUGUCGGUGAGCGGCAGCGGGAAGGGGGCUGCCAUGGUCACAGCGGUGGCGUACAGGCUGGCCGCUCAGCGCAAGCAGAUCGAUGCUGCUCUCGCACCAUUUCUGCUUUCCCUGGAGACCCUCAGAGAAGUUAAGAACAAAAUGAGGACUGAGCUGGAAUAUGGGCUAAAGCGAGAGACGCAAGCCAGUGCCACGGUGAAGAUGUUACCCACAUAUGUCUGUGGGACACCCGAUGGAACAGAGAAAGGAAAGUUCCUUGCCCUUGAUCUUGGUGGGACAAAUUUUAGAGUUCUGCUGGUCAAAAUCAGAAGCGGGAGGAGAAGAUCAGUGCAAAUGUAUAACAAAAUCUUUGCCAUUCCUUUGGAGAUCAUGCAAGGGACCGGGGAAGAGCUCUUUGACCAUAUUGUGCAGUGCAUAGCAGACUUCCUGGAGUAUAUGGGGAUUAAAGGUGCUCGGCUGCCUCUGGGCUUCACUUUCUCCUUCCCGUGCAGGCAAGCCAGCAUUGACAAGGGAACGCUUGUGGGAUGGACAAAAGGUUUCAAGGCAACAGACUGCGAGGGAGAAGAUGUUGUUGAUAUGCUGAGAGAGGCCAUCAAGAGAAGAAACGAGUUUGACUUGGACAUUGUAGCAGUGGUGAAUGACACUGUUGGGACAAUGAUGACGUGUGGAUAUGAAGAUCCAAACUGUGAGAUUGGCCUGAUUGCAGGAACGGGCAGCAAUGUGUGCUACAUGGAGGACAUGAAAAACAUUGAAAUAGUGGAAGGGAAUGAAGGAAAAAUGUGCAUUAAUACAGAGUGGGGAGGAUUUGGUGACAACGGCUGCAUUGACAACAUCAGAACAAAAUACGACAAAGAAGUCGAUGAGGGCUCACUAAACCCAGGGAAACAGAGGUAUGAAAAAAUGACCAGUGGAAUGUACCUAGGUGAAAUAGUCAGGCAAAUUUUGAUCGACUUAACUAAACAAGGACUGCUGUUCCGAGGACAGAUUUCAGAAUCACUCAGGAAAAGAGGCAUAUUUGAAACAAAAUUCCUGUCUCAAAUUGAGAGCGACCGGCUCGCCCUCCUCCAAGUCCGGCGGAUUCUACAGCAGCUCGGCCUGGACAGCACGUGUGAAGACAGCAUCAUUGUGAAGGAGGUGUGUGGAGCUGUUUCAAGAAGAGCCGCGCAGCUCUGUGGGGCAGGACUGGCAGCUAUCGUAGAGAAGAAGAGAGAAGACCGAGGUGUGGACCACUUGCAAAUCACCGUUGGAGUCGAUGGGACUUUGUACAAGCUCCAUCCACAUUUUUCUAGGGUCCUGCGGGAAACAGUGAAGGAACUGGCACCUCAGUGUGAUGUGACUUUCAUGCUUUCCGAAGACGGAAGUGGAAAGGGAGCUGCUCUCAUUACUGCAGUAGCAAAAAGAUUGCAUAAUGUUGGACAGAAGUAAAAGUGAGGGGUCAAGUCACUUCAGCACUGCCAGGCGUGUGUGCACUAGGGAUUUACUGAGCGGUGAUUCAAGGUAGCUUUGCCAGACACCAGUACACAGGUACCUGUUUUCAGGGAGCAGCUGUAUUUUGACCAACCAGGAUUGUGGAUUUUCAUCCUUUGAUAACUUUGAUGAGGUGUUUCUGCUCCCCACUGGCAUUAUGUCUCGGCAUAACCGCAAUCUACUCAGUUCUGUACUUCCUGCAAUGCACCUAUAAUGCACAUGGGAGAGUGAAAACAAAACAGACAGACAAAACAACAAAAAAAAGUCAAUCCCAAAUGUGUCUUUUUACGACGGCUUAAUUAAGCUACUGCACCACAGCUGAGUUUAUCACCAGUUUUUUAGGAUUUGUGUGUGUUUUAAUUUUGGCUUGGCGUGGCUCAAGGAAUAUUGAGAUCCUGAUGUUGCACCUAUCUAGUGGAUGUAUUUGUUCAAAGCUUCACAGGUUUUACAAUAAAUUUGCAGAUAAAAUAAAUUAAUGGACUUUGGUCAGUAAAUGCUCCCACCUCUGCUAUGUUUGUUGCAGUGUGUUGUAAUGUAAUAUUUCCCUGAGUACAGGAGGUGUGUUUAAUAGAUGAAUGUAAAGGAAAAAAAUAUGAUUUCACAAAAUAUCAGUUUGUGUCAAAAUACAUUUAGUGCAUCUGAGUGCACAUAAAUCUAAAUUAACGCUGGAUGGAUUCUGACUGUGACCGAUUCUUUUGAUAUUGGGGAAAGACAGAAUGUAGAAGCAGCUACAGGCCCUGCUAUGCCUAUAUCAGGGCUACACAGAGGGCAUCAAAUCUGUUUACCUUUGGGCUGCCCAGAUAGCUAUGUAGAGAGGAAAAAAAUAAUCACCUGAAUUUCUGAAAUUCUUUUAUUUGUUUUCCCUCGGCCUGUUCACGAGAGGAUAGUUUCCAUUUUGUGGAAAGGAGUUCAUCCUUGUUUUUAAUUUUCUGUGGCCCGCUGCUCUGUCUGUCUGUAGUCUGUUGUAAAUAAAUCUGUGGUGCUGUGA
Messenger RNA from Calidris pugnax (ruff), 5466 nucleotides. RefSeq names its product putative hexokinase HKDC1. Gene Ontology annotation, biological process: glucose 6-phosphate metabolic process; glycolytic process; intracellular glucose homeostasis. Gene Ontology annotation, cellular component: cytosol; mitochondrion. The record is from RefSeq and is a predicted model, not a curated record. Lineage: Eukaryota; Metazoa; Chordata; Aves; Charadriiformes; Scolopacidae. Gene Ontology annotation, molecular function: fructokinase activity; mannokinase activity; glucokinase activity. The coding region runs from base 339 to 4436 and encodes 1365 amino acids. The transcript has 27 exons.